Dermacentor albipictus is the source of this 3024-nucleotide messenger RNA. RefSeq names its product adipose-secreted signaling protein. Lineage: Eukaryota; Metazoa; Arthropoda; Arachnida; Ixodida; Ixodidae. The record is from RefSeq and is a predicted model, not a curated record.
ACAAGCCCAAACUGAAAACAAGAAAACGGUCUGCAGCACUAGCGGCAGGCGCGCGCGGCUAUCUGGCACGCACUGUGCUAGACGGCGUCUCUUACAUUUAUCGCAGUAACGACUGUGGCAUAAUGUGUAAGACCGUAGUUAAAGAUGGCUAGUAGACAAAUAUCCCCCGCCAGCUGUUUAGUGCUGUGAGCAGCUGCCCAACCAAGAAACCGCGAUGGAAAUCGAUAGCACCACUACAGUUCACAAGGUGCACUUUCCGGAGUCCUUGGAUGCGUUCGGGCACGACUCCAGCAUACUGGUACAGCCACUUAACGAAGUCCACAUCAACGUUCACCUCGGAUUUAUUCAAGUGAACCAUAGAUACGAAGUGCGCUUCCAGUUUGACAGCCCUCCACAUCUAGGUAGUCUUUCAGUAAGGACACAGGACCCCCCAAACCUCAACCUUAGGGUGCUGGAACUGAAGCCAGUGAUCUCUUCAGGGCCCAGGUAUGAAGUCGUUCUGGAAUUGCUUGCCUAUAAAGAGAAACUACUUCGAGAACAACUUCUGCUACAGUCCUGCAACAACCCACUGCUCACUCUGACACUCAUGCUCAAUGCCAGGGUCCUUGGCUGGAGUUAUUUUGGAAUCCUGCAGACUGGAAGGCUGCACUUGCAUGUGCAACCACCACAAUGCUCAUCUCAACAUCUGGUGACAUUGAGGUUUUAAACAAGUGCUGACACAUUUUUGAAGUUGUAGAGAUCACCACAUGCUUCUUGCAUGUAAAAAGAUGACUCUUAGCAUGUAUGAAGGUAUAAAAGCAACGGUAAAAUGUUUGAAUUUUACACUAAAGUUGGCAUUGAAAUGCUGUACCUGGUGACAAUAUCACACAGAGCAAAGUUUGGAAACAUUGUGCAGCAAUAUGGCUAAACAUAACAUUCGUUCCUUUUGGCUGUGCUUGUGUGCCAGCCACAGCAAUCGCAGAAGUAUCAUGGCGCAUCAGCCUCCUAAUACCGAAACUGGUUCAUAGUUUGGAGAAAAAAAAAAGUGAAAAUGUGAAGUCAGUACUCCUUCAAAAAUUAAUCUACAAGGGCUUAAAUGUGCACUUAAAUCUAAAAAAAAAUACUACAGCAUUUUUGCAUUCUGCACCCUCCAUCACCAUAGCUGGAAAACAAACCUGAGAACUAAGUUGUCAUUGUUUGCUAUUGUGCUGAAACUUUCAUCCCCUACCCUAACAUCAGUGCCAAACAUUCACUCAGGAUAGGCAUUGAAGGGAGAAGAGAGAAUUCUGCAGAGAUAAAAAUGGCUGCUUGCAGCUAUGAAUUUAUGCGGAUACCCUGGUCGCACAGCACUAAAACAUAUGGGCAGUGCCCCUGUGGUCUCUUGCUCUUGGAAACUUGAGCUCCUCUGUGCAGGUAAAAAGACCCCACAGCCGAAUGGAGAGUUCGCUUGUCUUAAGAGCAAUUGAGAGAUAUUUCACAUCUGAAUGCAAUUGACUGGCAUUAAUCUUAAAUGGGCAUAAAGUUCAAAGACAACAGCAUUCAAAUGAUUGUUGAGAUCACUAACAAGGAGUGCUAGCAAAAUUUAUAUUGAAAUGUGGCAGGAAGGUUGAUUGUUAAAAACACAUGUGCAGUCUAGUACUACUACUGGGUAACAUCAGUACCAAGAAACAAGUCCAAGGGUGCACGAAACCUUUAAAUCCGUCUCAAGUACCCAUUUGCAUUAUUGCUACAUGGAUUGACACACUUACAACCCAAACUUGAUUGACAGGUUUGGCAGCUAAUCAAAGGGGCUAUCAGAAUUAGGCCAAAGUUCAUGAAAUUCAACAUAACAUUUUAUAUGCACAGAGGAAAUGCAAGUGCACAUUUCUAGAUUUAAUGGAAAAUUUUUUUUUUUUGUUUAGCAGCAGACUAAUCAUGGGAUGAGGUAAGCCUCAGUUCUUUUAACGUGCAACAAAUGGUUAAUUAUACCAUAUUUAAAAAGAACUGAUUCAAAAUUGUGCACCAAGUAAAGCACAGCUUUUGGCAUGUUGAGCAGGACUUGUACACACAUAAAAAAAAUUGGAGGUGGUGAAUGCGUGGUAUUACAAACCGCUGGCGCACUUGUUUGAUGGCCAAGUGCAGUGGUCGCAGGUCAUACCGUGAUUGUCUUGCAGAAAGCUGAACUCGUUACGCACUCAAUACAGUAAUAUGGGAGAGGGUGAAAAAAGUGCUCCUCACUGAGAGAAGCAAUAGCAGAGGAUGAUGCUUAUCCUGUGUUGAAUGCAUAAAGGGCAGAGUGAAGAGUGUAUGUAAUUUGGUGUGUGCAUCUCAAACUGAGGCCCUACACCAUGGUUAGAGUUGGCAGCUGCACAAGAUGAAAUGUCUGUGCUACCCCUUUAAGCUAACUGUGCAGAUGCCACACUCUCUCAGAAGUCGGUUAAUUUCGCUUAACCUUAAUAUCUGCAGCAAUCUAAAAGCUACAAGAUUUGUGCUGCUGCAACAGCAACAAUAAAGCUGGAAUAAAUGGGUAGCAACCAUACAUGUCUGCAGAAUAACCCUGUGUCAACUUUUUUAAAUGACAAUUGCUAAUUGCAACACUUUCAAUCUUCACAUAGCUGAUAACCUCCAGGAAAAUAGAGGUGCAGCAACAUUGUCCACAUAGUAAGACAGUCCUCGUGGCCUCGACUAAUAAUGGAAGUUGCAUAACCCACGAACCCAAUGAUGGACACAGAUAUCAUUGGGCAUGCUCCAGACCCAAGAUAUUUAUUACAAGCAAAGUACUCAUCACAGUUACUUAAGUAAGCUUGAAACAAAUGUAUAGAAAGUGGGACAAAACACAUUCAAUUAUUCUGUAAAGCGAGUGUUUGUGAAUACAAGUUAAAAGUUAAAACAAAAAUUGCAUGUAUGCAAAAUGUGGAAUGGUAGAAAAAUAAUCUGGACUACAUGGCUGGUGCUAACAUGCAUUUGUAAUUGCUAGGCCCUAAGUUGCGCUAAGGCCCUAAGGCCCUAAUGUCCUAAGUUGCGCAGUAAUGGCUAGUAACACGUGUAACCAGUACACUACUCAAU